Molecule: messenger RNA, 827 nt
Organism: Anopheles funestus (African malaria mosquito)
Lineage: Eukaryota; Metazoa; Arthropoda; Insecta; Diptera; Culicidae
Gene: Rpb5
Product: DNA-directed RNA polymerases I, II, and III subunit RPABC1
Exons: 2
Coding region: 123-755 (210 amino acids)
Biological process (GO): DNA-templated transcription
Cellular component (GO): RNA polymerase I complex; RNA polymerase II, core complex; RNA polymerase III complex
Molecular function (GO): DNA binding; DNA-directed RNA polymerase activity
Source: RefSeq, a predicted model, not a curated record
ACGCAGCCUCUCUCUCGCCUGCUGAAAGCAUGAAGCAUUUUGUUUGGGCCGCUAAAGUGCGCGUGCUGUGUUAUUGAAUUUUGUUUUAGAGCAGGGAACAAGCACUUAACUAUCGAGAAACGAUGGAUGAUGAUGCUGAAACGUACAAGCUGUGGCGCAUUCGUAAAACGGUAAUGCAACUAAGCCAUGAUCGAGGUUACUUGGUGACGCAGGAUGAACUGGACCAAACGCUAGAACAAUUCAAGGAACAAUUCGGAGACAAACCCAGUGAAAAACGACCUGCACGGUCUGACCUUAUCGUCCUGGUAGCGCAUAACGAUGAUCCCACCGAUCAAAUGUUUGUGUUUUUCCCGGACGAACCCAAGAUUGGCAUUAAGACGAUCAAAACGUACUGUACCCGCAUGCAGGAGGAAAACAUUCACCGUGCCAUUGUCGUCGUGCAAGCCGGUAUGACCCCGUCGGCAAAACAAUCGCUCGUCGAUAUGGCACCGAAAUACAUUCUGGAACAGUUCCUCGAAUCGGAACUGCUGAUCAACAUUACCGAACACGAGCUGGUCCCGGAACACGUCGUCAUGACGCCGGAAGAGAAACAAGAGCUGCUUGCCCGUUACAAGCUGAAGGAGAACAUGCUGAUGAGGAUACAGGCGGGCGAUCCGGUGGCACGAUAUUUCGGACUGAAGCGUGGUCAGGUUGUUAAAAUUAUUCGUCCAUCUGAAACGGCCGGUCGCUACAUCUCCUAUCGCUUGGUGUGCUGAGUUGUAGCUUUCACUAAUAAAUCGUAUCAAAAAAAUCGUAAAAUCUUUCCAUCCAUUGGAGAGAAUUCCAAA